Molecule: messenger RNA, 1228 nt
Organism: Rubroshorea leprosula
Lineage: Eukaryota; Viridiplantae; Streptophyta; Magnoliopsida; Malvales; Dipterocarpaceae
Source: the annotation of a GenBank genome assembly
GUAAAAUCUGCUGCCUGAAUAGCAGAGUGUUCUAAAUUCGUACUCCCACUACAAGAGGCGGAGAAAAUUUCCGUACAGCUGUCUUUGUGGAUUUGGCGUCGGUCGCCGUCGUCUUCCUAUCGGAAAAUGUAUUCAGCUACCGUUGCCUUCACUUCAACCCCAAACUCCCCGGCCCACGCCGCCAACCGGAAAAUUUCCCUUGGUAGCGCCGUGCUCAGCUGCAGACUCUCUUCUCUGAAGCCAUCGUCCCUUAAUACUCUCUUCAUCAAAAUCCCACAUAAGUCCUGCAAGCGCAGCUCCGUCAUCGCUCGUUACAAGUCCUUUUCUCCGGUCAUGGAGUGGCAGGAUUGUGUGGUUAAGACUGAAGUGGAUGUGCCUACUUCUGUGGCUUACAAAUGUUACUCCGAUCGUGAAGCAAUCCCCCGCUGGAUGCCUUUCAUUUCAUCUGUAAAGAUUUUGGAAGACAAGCCUGAUCUGUCACGGUGGUCGUUGAAGUAUAAAGCAUUUGGUAGGAAUAUUGAAUUCGCUUGGCUUGCUAGAAAUAUGCAACCCAUUCCGAAUCAGAAAAUUCACUGGAGAUCUAUGGAAGGACUUCCUAACAGAGGUGCUGUUCGAUUUUUUCCAAAAGGUCCUUCAUCCUGUGUAGUAGAAGAGCAUAAGUGCUCUUUGGGGGAUCAGUUUAUUCAAUUUAAAGUUCAAAUUUUGAACCGUUCAUAAGAUGGCUGCUUCUUCCUGCCUUGACAAAAGGUCCAGGAGGGAAGCAGCAUAAAUUGGAGGGCAAACAAUGUGAGAUGUGCUCUUCUCUUAAUGUCCCAUUUCUUCUCUUCAAAUUGGUCUGCUCCAGACUUAUGACAGAAAUCAAAGGAACCAUAUUUUCAUUGCUUAUUGUUUACAUCCGGGCUCACAAGGUUGUUUUUCACUUUCCAGUUAACAGUUUCGUAUGAAGUUCCUCCAAUUUUGAUUCCAGUGGCAUCAGCACUAAAACCUUUUCUUGAAGGCUUGCUAGCACGUGGUUUGGAUCGCUUUGCAAGAUUUGCAAAAAGCUAUAGUGCUGAAUCGUCGUGACAAGAGUCUCUACGGUAUGGUCAGGCCUCAACAAUUAUCGUUAUGAAGUACUUAUACUCUGAUAAUCAUAUAUGAUUCUUUCGAUUGGAAUUUCUAAAGGAAUAUCUCCUUCUCUUUUCUAAUAAUGAUGUGUUACUCUGUUGAAUAAUGAAAAUAUUCUUUA